UGGAGAAGAUCACGGAACUUUGUCUGUGAAAUCUGUCACAAAGCUUUUACUGAUAACUGGAACCUGAAACAACAUAUGAGAAUACAUACUGGAGAAAGUCCAUAUAAUUGUGAAGUUUGUCAUAAAACAUUUAAAGGGAAAAGUAAUCUGAAAGCUCAUAUGAUAACACAUCUUGAUAUGAACCUUCUCCAUUGUGUAGAUUUUGAUAUGAGUGUUAGAAGUUCACAAGUUUCCUUUCCCAAUGAGAUGCCGGGGAAAUAUGUCUGUGAGUUUUGUCCCAAACGUUUCCGUGAUAAUUGGAAGUUACAGACACAUCGUAGAGUACAUACAGGAGAACGACCUUUCAAAUGUCGGUUUUGUGAGCGAAAGAAAGUAGACAGUUCAAAGACUUGGAAACAUGGAUGUGACUUUUGUGACAAAAGUUUUCCUACUAACUGGAAGCUACAGACUCACAGGAGAAUUCACACCGGAGAAAAACCAUUUAUUUAUAUAGAUCAUACAUAUGUAGGGCUUGCUAUGAGACAAGGACCGACUGAUACAUCGGGAAAGUUAAAGAGAAUAUGUAUGAUAUGUGAUAAAGCGUUCCGUGACAACUGGUACCUGCAGAGACACAUGAGAUCUCACACCGGAGAAAAACCGUUCACGUGUAAAUACUGCGACAAAGCUUUCAAACAGAAAGGACAUUUGAGAGUUCAUAUGCUGAAACAUUUAGAUGAUUAAUUAGAGACAGUUUACAAUAGUGAUGAACUAAUGAAUGUAUCAAAUUCUCUUAUUAUGGGGAUUGCUUAAAAAGUGGGAUAAACUUCACAUUUCCCUGUUAAUGUUUGUGUUCUGUGGAUAGUGAAAAGUAGAGUGAUAAGAAUGGUUUUAAGUGUGUUUUGAUUAUUUUUAAGCAUUUUCCUGGACAGCAACGGUUAAUGUUUCCGCUGUGGUCAUCUUCUUGACGUCUUUUAAUGUACCAGCUUCACUAGAAUUCAGCAUUUAGAGAAUGAAAUAAUGUGUAAUUAUUAAGAAUAAUCAUUUGGUAUGAUCUCGCUAGGAUAUGAUUAUAUAAUGGUGAUCAAACUCAUUCGAAAAGAUGGCUAGUUAUAGUGGUAGGAUUAAACAAGAAUGACCGAACAUUGCUAGUUAUAGUGGCAGGAUUAAACAAUAAUGACCGAACAUGUCUAGUUAUAGUGGCAGGAUUAAACAAGAAUGACCGAACAUUGCUAGUUAUAGUGGCAUGAUUAAACAAUAAUGACGGAACAUGGCUAGUUAUAGUGGCAUGAUUAAACAAGAAUGACCGAACAUGGUUAGUUUUAGUGGCAGGAUUAAAGAAGAAUGACGGAACAUUUCUAGUUAUAGUGGCAGGAUUAAACAAAAAUGACGGAACAUGGCUAGUUAUAGCGGCAUGAUUAAACAAGAAUGACGGAACAUGUCUAGUUAUAGUAGCAGGAAUAAACAAGAAUGAUCAAACAUGGCUAGUUAUAGUGGCAGGAUUAAACAAGAAUGACGGAACAUGGCUAGUUAUAGU
Ruditapes philippinarum (Manila clam) is the source of this 1513-nucleotide messenger RNA. Its product is annotated as zinc finger protein 431-like. The transcript is spliced from 5 exons. Gene Ontology annotation, molecular function: RNA polymerase II cis-regulatory region sequence-specific DNA binding; DNA-binding transcription factor activity, RNA polymerase II-specific. Gene Ontology annotation, biological process: regulation of DNA-templated transcription. The annotation marks the transcript as partial. NCBI's taxonomy places the organism in Eukaryota, Metazoa, Mollusca, Bivalvia, Venerida, Veneridae. The record is from RefSeq and is a predicted model, not a curated record.